Truncatella angustata is the source of this 4291-nucleotide messenger RNA. RefSeq lists its product as uncharacterized. The record is from RefSeq and is a predicted model, not a curated record. Gene Ontology annotation, molecular function: zinc ion binding. Gene Ontology annotation, biological process: silent mating-type cassette heterochromatin formation; regulation of transcription by RNA polymerase II; rDNA heterochromatin formation. The coding region runs from base 429 to 4208 and encodes 1259 amino acids. Lineage: Eukaryota; Fungi; Ascomycota; Sordariomycetes; Amphisphaeriales; Sporocadaceae. The transcript is spliced from 2 exons.
CUCUCCAAUCCUAGUUUCUUGACUUUGAUACCCACGCAUUUCACGACUUGUUACGAUUCACUGCCUCAAGAUUGAGCCUGUUUUUUGCUGUUUGGGCAUAGACACACUGAGCGACUUCUGUAUUUUCCUCUUGAUUACGAAUAAUUCCAUCUUUCACAUAUUUUUGCUCAAACUCAAGCUCGCCUUCGAGCCGAAGUCGACACUUUUUUUUUUCGAGACGCCAAACAGCUCGCGUCUGGCACCAUCUCGAGGUACAACCACACAACUCGACGCGCGGUAUGGAUAUGACCACAGCCCAAAUCACAACUCUUUGACGCCGACGCUUAUCGGCUCCAAAGCUACACCUGCAGCACAUAUUCUCUGUCUAGAAUACCCCAGUCUCCAAUUUCUACAGUAAUAUCGGACCACGCAGAGUACGCAUUCCAAGCAUGGCGUGCAACAACAACAACGACUGGGCAAAUACGCCCCCGGAUUAUGAGGAGGCUGGUGUGCAAACGAGACCCAUGGGGUUGAAAGUCCACUACACAUUUGACAAGGAUAGUUCAGUCAAUUGCCUGGCCCGGUGGGCUGGUAUACUCCAAAUCCAGACAAUUCCCCUGGACGACAGGAACUCAAUUGGAGUGGUGGAUCUCAGAAUAUGUCUGCAGUCGAUAGCACAAUGCAGUCCCGAACUGGCCGCCGACAGUGAGAGGGAUUACACCGUCUAUGCCUUCGAUUAUUCCGAGCCCAAUACGCCACUCGUUGGGCAGGGUAUGUUUGGUUGGGAACUUGGUCAGGGCGACGUGAACUCUCCCAAACAGGUUACCGGACGAGUCACCAAGAACCUCCUGGCCAUAUUCGGUAAUGGCAUCAAGGAGACCCUCGAGGUCAAGUUGAAGUUGAACGCGGUACCCAAGGCCAACCGCGGAACUCCUGUAAUGCAUGCACCGUCACCCGCGCCAGUUCCCGUCAACACAUCCAACUCCUUUCCACCAGCCAUGGUACAACAGUCUUCUGCCAUGUCCGAGGCUCAUGAGUGGAAUGUAUUCGUCCAGUCCAACCCCAGCCUCGGCCAUAGUGGACAUGUAUCCAUCCCGUCACCGGUUGCGGCACCCGUUCAGCCUUACGCUUCACCUUAUGAGGCUCGAAACGACAUUCAUGGUUCUAACUUCCAGAACGCCCAGAUGCACCCGAGCAGUCGACCUGGAAGCCGCCCAGGCAGUCGGACAGGUUCAAUGGAGCCGAACGCCUACUACAACAGCGCCGCUACACCUCAGGCCUCAACGCUCUCACAAGUCUCGGUUCCGCCUCAAGCACAAGAGCCGGUCCCAAUGCCACCUACCGGGCCGGUCCCGCAACCGCGGCCAGCAUCAAGACCAUCGUCGAGAGCGUCCACAGCAUCCAGGCCUCGAGGUCGGCCUAGAAAGAAGCCUCUUGCGGUCGAAGGCAGCACCUCCGGCUACGAAGAUGGCACAGACGGUGACGAGCCACUGCGGGCCAAGAAACGAGCCAAGACUACCAAAGUUGAACGAAGCAAUACAGCGACUUUCGGCUCUGCGCCUGACUCUCUUCGGGUGGCGGCAAGUACUUCAGGUUCCCUGCGGAGUUUCCGGCCUGCACUAGGUGGUGAAGCCCCUCAAAGCAGUCAUCUCCAGGAAGUUCCCAGAGCGCCUACGCCAGUACCUGCUAACCGAUCAUUCCCCGGGCCGCCUCCAUCCAAUCCUACUUCCUCGACUCAUUUGAGACGUCAAUCCACGUCCAACAUGGCCGAGCGGCAUGGGGUAUAUACAAACCCAUAUCUCGAUGUCCACCGCUCAAUGUCGUUCGGACCUGACGCUCGAUCGCCUGAUUCUCUGGCCCCGUCGCCUUCACAGUACAGCGAAGGGCCUAGCCCGGCUGAUAUAGGAUCUUCGCCACCAGUCCCGAGGUCUGUCAUGUACCCAAGUGCACGAUCAAGUCCUGCUCCAUCGAGUCCUAUUCUUCCUCCGAUGCGAGUAUCUCAAGUCGAUUCAGGGUUCAUGAGCGGCGGGAUUGAAGGCAGCCGACUUGACGAAGACGACAUCACCAAGCCACAGCCGCAGCCGAUUCCAGUACCAACCGUGGCUGAGAAGAAACCCAAGCCCAAGUCCAGACCCCGAAAGAGCCGCGCAAAGAAGCAACAAGCAGCGAAGGAUGAGCCAGCAGAGCAGCCCGGCCCACUCAUCAUCCAAACAGAAACGCCCGGCCCUCCUGAACUAUUACCAACUACUUCGAUGUAUAAUCCCCCAAACUACAAUAGAAAACAAACGGGAGAUCAGCCCACACCCCCAGCAAUAGAGCAGCCUAUGCCUACGCAACUCCCUCUAGCUGGACCCCAAGAGCCAACACAGGUGCAUUUGACGCGGCAAGAUUCGUACAUGAGCUUUUCUCAGCAAAGCGCAUGCUCUCCAGAUGAUUUCGACGAGCUGGAGAGAGCAUUGAUGAAUGGCCUGGAGCAACAGAAUCACCAGUACUUUGAAGGGCUUCCCGCAGGCUCGCAAUGUUUCAACGUUGGCAUGAAUGCUCAAAAUGGUAAAAUCACAACCAAAAUCGAACAAGGAGACUCCAUAAUGGACGCUCCUCCCGUUCCCACGGCCAGUGAGGAGGCAACGGAAGAGCUAGAGCUCCCACCUAUGGUACCUGCGAGCGAUCCAGUGUUUGCGCAAUCUGGCAUGAUGGGUUCUGAGGCUACUCACCCUCAAACAGACGCGGCAUACAACAAGAACGCAGUGAAAAAGCAGACUAUCAAGCAAAGAUUGGAAGAAGCCAUUGCUGCAGGCCAGAUGCCCCCUUUCUGCAGCAACUGCGGGGCUAUCCAGACUCCAACAUGGCGCAAAAUCUACAAACAGGAAAAGAAGGGUGCUCCAAGCUUUCACGUUUAUUCGGACAAGCCAGGAUGCGUCACGGCCAUCAAUAUCUUGACGCAAGACACACAGAACAACAUAACCUCAUACGAGAUUGUGAAGAAAUCGCUUGGCGCUGACGAGGACAAGAGUGCCUGGACAGAGCUUAUACUCUGCAACCCUUGUGGUAUAUGGUUCUCAAAGUGGAAAUAUCCUCGCCCAGCUGAUAAGUGGGAAAAGGACCAACAACGUCUUGGUCAGACUCGCAAGAGGAAGGAGGCAAGAGAGGCAGGCGAGAAAGCCCCUAAAGCUCCCAGAGUCAGAAAGCCCCGUACCAAGAGUGGUUCGCAGACCAAUCCCGCAUCAGACGCCUGCCUGAUGACUGAUCCUCUGGGGUUUGAGAGUCCCCCUUCACCUCAAGAGGAACUUUCCAACCCGUUUGAGUCUAUACAGACGGCGGGAAACGAGGAGAGGGGCGAUGGUGAAGGUCAGGGUCCUGGUUCUACCCACUCCAGAGGCUCGACACAUUCUAGAGGCAGUGGCAAAACGCCUGGUAGCCCCAUCGCUCUUGACGACGAAUUCGGUGCCACGAGACGCAUUCUGUUCCCAUCGCCACGCAAGGACGGCGAGCAAAAGAUCCUGGGCGAAGUUGCAGUUAACAUCGUGCAUGUCGCACCUGACUUCAGAGGCUCGAAGCAAGGAGACAGCGUGCACGAUAAGGAAAAUGCCGGCAUUGAGGCACACGGCGACAUGGCUGGCUUGUUCGACACUCCGACACGCCCGUCCACACCUCCCCCAAUGUCUGCUCACAGCAGCGGGUCGUUCAAAACUCCAACUCGACCCACACCAAGUCAUCGACCUGUCACUAGAAGUGUCUCCAAGUCUAUUAGGUCUGUGCGCUCUGUCAAGUCGGGCCAGGAACUACAAACAAUACAGCGAACACCAUCCAGGACACCGCGGUCCAACAUGCCAUCCAGUGUGCAUUCUAUGGUGAGACGCUCCCCUAGAGUGGCAGGCCUCCCAUCGCAUCUUCUGGACGAUAACCAUCAGUUCGAUUCUCCUUUCACCAAGUCAAUCAACCAGCUCCUCUCCGAAGCCAAUGACUUCAUGGGCUCUGAGCUUGAUCUAGGUAAUUUGCCUCACCUCGAUAGUGAUGUACAUCUGGCACCUGGAAGCUGGGAUUUCGGCAACCUCCUGAGCACAGACGGCGUCAUACCUAGUUCGCCGCCCGUCCUGCGACAUGGAGGAGCGCAGCACGUCUCCUUCGGUGGACAUCUCCAUUACGAUGCCAACGAUGCCGAUAUCUGGAAGCAGAUCAACGCUGUGGGCACAGAUGCCGAGAAUGACGGCGAAAGUACGGGCAAAUAAAGGCGUUUUUUUUUGUUUGAAAAACAACAUGCACAUGCUUUGUGUCUUGUUUCAACUUUGCUCGACAAGCGUGUCGACUAUUU